Acanthoscelides obtectus is the source of this 1536-nucleotide messenger RNA. The record is from the annotation of a GenBank genome assembly. NCBI's taxonomy places the organism in Eukaryota, Metazoa, Arthropoda, Insecta, Coleoptera, Chrysomelidae.
CGUAUUCAGAAGCAUGACAUUAAAAUGAAUACCAUAAAUAGUGUCAAUGUAGUUUUGGAAGUGUUCGAUUUCCAAUCAUGACAGAAACCACAACUCCAGUUUCAGACCAAGCAGAUUUGAAACUGCUAAAGAAGAAAGAGCCCAAGUUCGAAGUUAAGGCAUACAAGAAGCGAUGGAUUAUUUUGGCUAUAUUUAUGUACUAUUCGGCUAUCAAUUCCUUUCAGUGGAUCGAGUACUCCAGCAUAACCCAUCUGGUGGUUAAGUACUAUCAGGUCAGUAGCCUGACAGUGGACUGGACUUCAAUUAUUUAUUGUGCCUUGUAUGCACCGCUGUUCGUUCCCUCUUCAUAUGCGAUUGACAAAUGGGGACUUAGAACAGCUGGUAUAAUAGGAUGCACAGGAACGCUAAUAGGGACGUCAAUAAAAGUGUUCUCUAUAGGAAGGGAACUAUUUGCAGUAGUUCUUCUGGGGCAAGUGAUAGUAUCCGCAUCGCAAACUGUUAUAAUUUGUAUUCCACCAAAAAUAGCUGCCACUUGGUUCAAGCCAAGUGAGCUAUCAACAACAUGCUCCUUAGGAACCCUAGGAACCCAAUUAGGUUGCGCGGUGGGCUUCAUCCUACCUCCAAUGAUUGUCCACGAUAGUGAUGACCCUGCAGUGUUAGGACAAGGUUUCAAGAUCUUAUGUUGGACACUCAGCAUUGCCAUGGUACCUGUGACAGCGGCUGUAUUAUGGUAUUUUCCAGAUCAACCGCCUCUUCCACCCAGUAUCGCUCAAGCACAGUUGAGAGCAAAGAAAGACAAGGAGGAAUUCAAGAGCAGCAACUUUUUCAGAUCCAUCAAGCAGCUUCUUAUGAACAAAGGUUUCAUUGUACACAUGUCUGCAUAUGGAAUCAACAUUGGCGUAUUUUCCGCUGUUGGAACAUUAUUGAGUCAGUUUAUCUUGCAAUACUUCGAGGGAGCUCAUGAGGAUGCUGGUAGAAUGGGCUUUGUAAUGGUUAUCACGGGAAUGGUGGGAAUGGUGAUAUUUGGUAUACUUUUAGACAAAACUCACUGGUAUAAGGAAGUGACACUGUUCAUUUAUCUCUUCUCAUCAGUUAGCGUAGUAUGUUUGAUGUAUUCAUUACAGUGGAGGUCAAAGAUCUUGACGUACAUCUCAUGUGCAGUCGUAGGCAUUUUCACAAAUGCUUACAUGCCAGUCGGUUUCGAACUGGCUAUCGAACUAACAUUCCCUUCUGAGGAAAGCACUACGACAAGCAUGCUAUUGAUGAUGACACAAAUACUUGGAGUGAUAUUCACAGUAGCUCUGGGCUACGUAAACCUCUUGAUGGGCUGCUUCUGGUCCCUAUGCAUUUCAGCACUGCUUCUCUUCAUUGGUACAGCCAUAACAGCAUUCAUUCCCAAUGACCUCAGAAGACAGACAGCGUUCAAGAGGAAUCCAAAUUUGAAGAAAAACUCAAUGCAUGGGUCUAGAUUAGUUUUCAUUGAAUAGAUAAUGUAAUUUAAACUGUAUAAUUUAUUAUAGUGCUUAUGGAAUAAUA